This is a messenger RNA of Hansenula anomala, 1215 nucleotides long. Its product is annotated as pepsin-like aspartic protease. Gene Ontology annotation, molecular function: aspartic-type endopeptidase activity. Bases 1 to 1215 code for a protein of 404 amino acids. The transcript has a single exon. Gene Ontology annotation, biological process: proteolysis. The record is from RefSeq and is a predicted model, not a curated record. Lineage: Eukaryota; Fungi; Ascomycota; Saccharomycetes; Phaffomycetales; Wickerhamomycetaceae.
AUGAAGGUUAAUCAAGUAUUAUACCUAGGAGCCUUUGCCUUAACAGUUGCUGCUGUUGAAAAUGUUGUCAAAUUACCUCUUACCAAAGGUAAAGCUCCUAACUCCACAAGAGCUCUUUACAGAAGAGAUGAGACCCACCCUGAAACUUUAGUUGAUGAUUACUAUAGCUAUUACGCUGACGUUCAAGUUGGUACACCAGCUCAAACAAUCAGAGUCUUGGUUGAUACUGGUUCUUCUGACUUAUGGUUCCCAACUAGUGAUAAUCCACACUGUCCAGAAGGUACUGCUACUCCAAUUGACAAUGGUGAUCCGGAUACCGAUUAUUGUUUAGCUACUGCUCUUUUUGAUACAGAUGCUUCAUCAACAUGGGAACCAAACUAUAACAUUCCAGCGUUUUACAUUAGUUAUGUCGAUAAAGGUUAUGCUAGAGGUACUUGGGGUACUGAUACUUUGAGCUGGGGUGAUGUAACUAUCAAUGAGAUGUAUUUGGCAGCUGCUAAUGAUUCAACAAAGCCUGCUUUACUUGGUAUUGGACUAGUGGGUGGUGAAAGUACAACUUGGUAUCACAGAAGACAAGCUUAUGAAUAUCCAAAUUUCCCAGUGAGAUUACAAACUGAUGGUUAUAUUGCCAAAACUGCUUAUUCACUAUAUAUGGCCGAAGAUCCUCAUACUACAGAUGGUGAUGUUGAUGUCACAUUGCUGUUUGGCGGUGUUGAUAAUGCUAAAUAUUCUGGUUCAUUAGCCACUUUCCCAAUCGUCUCUAGUGUUGAUUUGGCAAUCAAUCUAACAGGAAUUGAAAUUUCCGUUUCUGGACAAACUACUACUGCUUCCACAAGUGAAUUUAAAGCUGUUUUGGAUAGUGGUACCACUUAUCAAUGGUUGCCAACUGCUGCUGUUAGUAACCUUGCUCAAAGUUUGGGAUCAGAUAUGUCAACUGAUCAAUGGGGGUUUUAUAUCGUUCCAUGUGAUUAUGAUCAAAAUGACUAUAUCAGUUAUAUCUUUGGUAGUAAAAGAAUUAAUGUCCCUGUUUCUGAUGUUGUUCUGAAUUACAAUUCUCAAUGUACAUUGAGAAUUCAUGGUUCAGAUACUGUCAGACCUUUCCUAGGUGAUAGUUUUUUGAUCAAUACCUAUGUUCUCUAUAACAUUGAUGACAAUGAAAUCUCAAUUGCACAGGCCAGAUACACUUCUGAAGAAAAUAUUCAAGCUAUUAGCUAG